Messenger RNA from Epinephelus moara (kelp grouper), 1389 nucleotides. RefSeq names its product tnfrsf1a-associated via death domain (gene tradd). Gene Ontology annotation, cellular component: tumor necrosis factor receptor superfamily complex. Gene Ontology annotation, biological process: extrinsic apoptotic signaling pathway; positive regulation of canonical NF-kappaB signal transduction. Gene Ontology annotation, molecular function: transmembrane receptor protein tyrosine kinase adaptor activity. Bases 61 to 936 code for a protein of 291 amino acids. The record is from RefSeq and is a predicted model, not a curated record. The transcript is spliced from 5 exons. Lineage: Eukaryota; Metazoa; Chordata; Actinopteri; Perciformes; Serranidae.
UCAGUGGGUGUUAUCCCGCAGGCGGAAGCGUCAUCGAACAAUAUACAAAGUUUCAAGAGGAUGGCAGACAAGAAUGUGGAUCAUGGACCGUGGACAGGAUGUGCCGUCAUAUUUCUGCAGUCACUCUGUCCUGGUGUCAACCUGCUCUCUCUCUUCAAAGACAGAGAACAGGGAAAGUUCAUCGUUUUCAAAGUCAUCAAGCUGACACUUGUAGAUUCUGCAGGAGGUCUGGCCGGUUAUCAGAUACUUAAAGUCCACGACGCCGACCCCUUUCUGGGGGUGGAGGUGAAGUUUGAGGAUGUGGCAGCUUGUCAGCAGUUCCUUGAGAGCUACAGCUCUGGAGCGAUGCGUCAGUCCCUCUCUCAACACGCCUGCCGGCUCCUUGCUCUUCCCCAGGAGUUCACAGUGGAAACUCAGCUCAAGGCAGGCACACACAUUUUGGAUCUCUAUCUGGACGAGCUGGAGCUUUGCCUACAGCACAUCCACCUGUCACAGCCGGAGCGUCUGCGCGAUGAAGAGAUCGAUCAUCUGGAGGAGCAGCUGCAGAAUCAGGCCCUCGGCCCUGCACCACAACCUCCUCCCCUCGCACAGGAGGAGUCUCCCAUCCCCAGCAACUGCUUCAAGUUUCAGAAUAAAGUGUUUGAGGACCGAAUGCUGACAGCGGCAGAUGUUCAGAGCUUUUCCAACGGAGUGGGCCGUCAGUGGAAGCAUGUAGGGAGGGCCCUGGGGAAGAGCUGCCGUGCUCUGAAGGGUCUGGCUAUAGACAACCUGGCCUACGAGUAUGAGAGAGAAGGGCUGUAUGAGCAAGCCUAUCAGCUGCUCAACCGCUUCAUCCAGGCGGAGGGGAGAGCGGCGAAGCUGAGCCGGCUGGUCAAAGCACUGGAGGACUGCAAACUCACCAGCCUGGCUGAAAAUAUUCUGGACUUACAGCCAUGAGAGUAACUCUGUGUGCUUUUGUUCUGCGUGUACGAGUCGUGAAAACUGAGGGGUGACAGGUCCUCUCUGCAUGGGGAGCGGUGGACUUUGUCCUGCCUACUGUUAAUAUACAGUAUGUUUGUUCUUGAUUGACUGUCAUGCAAAAUCAUUCCUGAGAGUGUGUGUGCAUGUGUGCAUGUGUGUGUGUAUGUUUCAACACAUCUGUGUGAAUUGAGUCUUGAUUUGCUUUUCAAUUAUUAUUGUUUUCAUUUAGAUGAAAUGAUCUGUCAUCACUGUUUUAAAAGAUAUACUGUCUUGAGUUUAAUGCACUGUUCAAACUUCUUUUAUUUCAGCUUUAUAAGUCAAUUUACAGAUAAAACCUGCCACAAUUAAAGGUUAUUGAUUUUUUUUUCUACAAAAUGGGUGCAAACAAAUUAAAUGGUUGUAAAAAAAAACCCCCAAAGUCUUCAUGUU